AUGGACUGCAGCUUUGAGAAAGACCUGUGUGGCUGGACGGUGGAGAAGAACAACACCCCCGGGCUGUAUGACGUCAUGGAGUGGAGGCGGGGCGAGGCUGUGGAGAAACAGCAGUUCUUCGAGCAGCAGCUCCUCACGUUCGGACCCAACGGGGACCACACGACUGGAAAACAAGACGGAACGUUUGUGUACGCCAUUCGUCCUAUCAACCCUGGAACCGUCACCUCGCUUGUGUCGCCUGUUGGUCGCGGUUUGAUGUGUGACCUGUCCUUCUUCUACCACAUGGGCUCUUCAAAUCUCGCUGACCUCAACGUGUACGUCGUCAAGUACGGAGAGAGAAUCAAACUCGGCAAAAUCUCCGGCUACCAGGGUUCCGAAUGGAAUCGAGCACUUUAUGACAUCGCCAAGUACACAGAGUUCGGCGAAUAUCAGUUCGCCAUCGAAGCCACAGAACCAAGAUCAGCCUACUGGACUGUUGGAUACGCCGUUGACGACGUGAAGGUUAUAAAAUGCAACCAGAAGAUUGAGUGUGAUUUCGAGACUGACAUGUGUGGCUUUGAGGUCGACCGCGACAACAGCAUCUGGGACCCCAUGGUGUGGCGACGAGGUGGCAGCAAGACCCAGUCAUGGUUCGGUGUCAUCAACACCAUCAGGGACGGGCCCGUUGGCGACCACACGUCGGGCACGAGCAAAGGUCACUUUGCGUACGCUGUCAAGUCGCUGGGAGCUGACACCGAGGCGUCCAUGCGCUCCCCCAUGCAGGACCGACAACUGUGUCACCUGGAGUUCUACUACUUCAUGCACGCCAAGUCUCUCAAACAGCUGAUGGUGAUCGUGAGGGCCAACACCGAGGACCACGUCAUCUUCAACGUCACCGGCGACGUCGGCAAUCACUGGAACCACGCGCUCGUUAGCAUCGAAGAUGCGACGAAGAUAGGUAGAUACGAGCUGAUGUUUUUAGCUCUGGAGCCUGGCGAUAUCUACUGGAGUGUUGGGUACGUCAUCGACGACAUCAACACGUACACGUGUGCUUGCGCGUCAUCUCCAUGUCAGAAUGGCGGGAACUGUACAAAUACCUUUAAAGACUACAACUGUACGUGUCCGCAGUAUUUUGUGGGCAAAAACUGCGAGACAAACACCAACCCGUGUCGCAAUCGGCCAUGUGUCAAUGGCGGCACGUGUUCGCCAAAGGGAGACAACUUCACGUGCAGCUGUACCCCUGGAUGGACUGGACAUAAAUGUGACGCCAACAUCGACGAAUGCGCGAGUUCGCCGUGUAUGAAUGGAACAUGUUCUGACCGAACCAAUGGGUUUGUGUGUGCCUGUGAUGCAGGUUUCAGCGGCAGGCUAUGUGACGAGGAUAUCGACGAGUGUAAAUCGAGCCCGUGCCAGAAUGGAGCCAGCUGUACUAACGGAAUCAACUCGUACACGUGCUCGUGUGUGACCGGCUUUAAAGGCGCACAGUGUGAUAUUAACAUCGACGAGUGCGCCUCCGGACCCUGUCAAAAUGGCGGCACAUGCGAGGACGAAAUCAACGACUUCCACUGUAUUUGUCAAAAAGAGUACGCGGGGUUGUACUGUGAAAUCAGAAACACUGUGGACUGUAAUUUCGAAGAUGACUUCUGCGGCUACUCGACCUCCAAGGCCAGUACCAACGAUUCACUGAAGUGGGAACGAGGGGCCGUCGCCAAAAAAGGGGCGUUCGGAAUGACCCGCGUCAUAUUCAUGGGACCCAGCAACGACCACACUCUGGGGACGUCGACUGGAAAGGUCGCCUACGCUAAAAGAACGUCUGACAACAGCAGCAACAAUGCCGUGAUGACGUCACCACUACAGCAGGGACGUAUGUGCUACCUGGAGUUCUUCUACCACCUCGGCUCCACGGCGCUGCACGACCUGAACGUCUACAUCAUCAAGAACAAGACAAAGAGUCUCAUCUUCAACGCCAAGGGUUACCAAGGUUACGAGUGGCAGAGAGCUAUGAUCUAUAUCCAUAACUACACCAUAACUGGUCUCUACCAGAUCCAGUUUGAAGUGGACGAGCCUGAUGACAGCUUCACCGGCACGGGGUACGCCAUCGACGACAUCAGAGGCAUCAACUGUGACUUGUCCCUCGACUGCGACUUUGAGAAUAAUACUUGCAACUACCUGAUCGAGCGUGACAACGACUACUACGACAGGAUGGAGUGGCGACGUGGAUCCGCCGUCCUCCAGACCGUCUUCAGCGACAUCAAGUUACUCCGCAAUGGCCCCAACGGCGACCACACGACUGGUCUGACAACCGGUAAGUUCAUGUACGCCGUGCGUCCCAUUAACUCCGGGACCAACACCACCCUGCUGUCUCCACGACAGCGACGUCCAAUGUGCUUCAUCCAGUUCUUCUACCACAUGGGUUCACGCUUCCUUAAUGACCUCAUCGUCUCCGUCAGGAAACAGGAUGCGACAUACACCGUCUUUAAAGUAAAUGGUUUCCAGGGCAACGAUUGGCAGAAGGCCCUGAUUGAUGUGCACAAUCAGACCAAGACUGGAGAAUACGAGAUUGCUAUAUAUGUGAAUGAGCCAGAUGACCAGGCAUGGACUGUAGGCUACGUUGUAGAUGACAUUGAGGGUUCUUCGUGCUACUGUAAGAGCAACCCUUGUUUGAACGGCGGAACGUGCACCAACAAGUUCCAUGACUUCCAGUGCACGUGCCCGUACCUGUUCACCGGUCAGAGGUGUGAGACGAAACAAGACGCGUGUGACCUGACGCCUUGCUCUAACGGCGGCAACUGCACCAACCUGGCAGAUGACAGGUUCUCCUGUGACUGUCAGCCGGGGUGGAUAGGAAGGACGUGUAAGGAGGAGCGGAACGAGUGCCUGUCAUUCCCGUGUGAACACGGCGGGUCGUGCACGGACAAAUUCAACGGCUUCACGUGCAGCUGUAUGCCCGGCUAUUACGGCCAGCAGUGUGAACACGAGGUCGACGAGUGCAUCUCAAGUCCGUGCCAGAAUGGAGCCGAGUGUAUAGACGAGGUAAAUUUCUACACCUGCAAGUGUAAACCAGGCUAUUUCGGGGUGUACUGCCAGUUUGACAUCGACGAGUGCGAAUCUAGCCCGUGUCAAAAUGGCGGAACCUGUGACGAUGACAUCAACUUCUACUCGUGUACCUGUGCUCCAGGUUAUACCGGACCCAACUGCCAGACGGAAAUAGACGAGUGUCUGUCGAUGCCAUGCGCUAACGGCGGCUGGUGCGUCGACAGGGUGGCGGCAUACAGCUGCUACUGCAAGCCGGGAUACUCCGGAACAACAUGCACGACUGAUGUGAACGAAUGCUGGUCAUCGCCAUGUCAAAAUGGCGGAACAUGCAUGGACAAGGAGAACACGUAUCUAUGUUUGUGUCCAGUGGCGUACAGAGGCGACCGGUGUGAGAUCGAUGUUGACGAAUGCGCGUCCAACCCGUGUAAGAACGGCGCCACGUGUCGCGAUCGGGUUGGCGGGUUUCGAUGUGACUGUCGACAAGGGUUCGCGGGAACCCGCUGCGAAAAGUCGCUCGUUGACUGUGGAACUGACCCUUGUUAACCACGUGAUUCGUGAUAGGCUCAUAGAUAAAGAUAAUUAUUACAUUUCUUA
Messenger RNA from Gigantopelta aegis, 3609 nucleotides. RefSeq names its product MAM and LDL-receptor class A domain-containing protein 2-like. Gene Ontology annotation, cellular component: protein-containing complex; plasma membrane. Gene Ontology annotation, molecular function: calcium ion binding. The record is from RefSeq and is a predicted model, not a curated record. Bases 1 to 3558 code for a protein of 1185 amino acids. Gene Ontology annotation, biological process: heterophilic cell-cell adhesion; establishment or maintenance of epithelial cell apical/basal polarity. Lineage: Eukaryota; Metazoa; Mollusca; Gastropoda; Neomphalida; Peltospiridae. The transcript is spliced from 18 exons.